Cataglyphis hispanica is the source of this 1609-nucleotide messenger RNA. RefSeq names its product putative inositol monophosphatase 3. The record is from RefSeq and is a predicted model, not a curated record. NCBI's taxonomy places the organism in Eukaryota, Metazoa, Arthropoda, Insecta, Hymenoptera, Formicidae. Gene Ontology annotation, molecular function: 3'-nucleotidase activity. Bases 354 to 1358 code for a protein of 334 amino acids. Gene Ontology annotation, cellular component: endomembrane system. The transcript has 7 exons.
UCUCGGAUGCAUCUACAUUUCUCGCAUUUAAAGCGAUACGAUCGUCUUUUUUUAACAAAUAAAAAAUUAUGAAAAGGAUUUAUAUAUUUUGUUCAUUGAUCAACAAUAUUGGACAAUCGUAAAACUAACCAUAAGAUAAAAUAUUUAUCUUUUAUCUUGUAAAAAAUGAAAGACGAUGAUGACUGAUAUUCAAUACAAAUUUCUCCGCAAAUUGCCUUUGCAUAAAAACUAUUUAUAUAGUGUCAAAAGAUUGCUGUAAUCGCACUAAAAAAGUGUGCAAGGCAGCAGAAAUUGCAUCUCGAAAUACGGAUUUGCUGUUAAUUGCAAGUCAUUAAUUUGCAAUAUACAAUAGGAUGGGUGUGCGUAUGCAAAGAAUACUUUUGUGCGUGGCCGUGGUGAUUUUUGGUAUCGUCUAUUUGUGCACAAAUCGGCGCGCGAACAAGAAAGAUGUAUCUUUGAAGCAGCUUCUCGCCGCCGCGAUAAGAGCGGCCGAAAUCGGAGGAUCUGAAGUAGUGGCUGUGCACGAUCAGAUUAAAUUCAAAAUCGAAAGCAAAGGUCAAACGAGGGAAGGAGUCAAUGAUCCAGUAACAGCAGCAGAUUAUAGAUCUCACUGUGCCAUGUAUCGUGCUUUAACAGAAUCAUUCCCAGGAAUUACUGUGAUAUCUGAGGAAACAUCACAGGAUUGUGACAAAAUUGUAGUAGAAAACAUUAAAAAUUCUAUUAAAAGUAUUGAUGGUUAUAACAUUAGCGAUGAGAUUGUGAACAUUAAUGACAUUACAAUUUGGAUAGAUCCUCUUGAUGCUACCAAAGAGUUUACAGAGAAUUUACUUCAAUAUGUAUCUACUAUGGUAUGCGUAGCUGUUAAAGGACAACCAAUUAUUGGGGUUAUAUAUAAGCCAUUUGAAACAAAGCAGAAUUAUAGUUUAUUCUGGACAUGGACUAAUCAUGGCGUAUCAAAAAAUUUGAAAAAUUUGUCUAAGACAAAGGUUAAUAAAACACCUAUCUUGAUUGUAUCUCUUUCACAUGCUGGACAAGUUAAGAAUGCAUCUAAAGUUGCCUUUGGCAACAAUGUUGAAAUUAUUUCUGCUGCUGGUGCAGGAUAUAAGUUCUUGGAAGUAGCUGUUGAUAAUGCAACAGCCUAUGUUCAUACAACUGCUAUCAAGAAAUGGGAUAUAUGUGCAGGCACAGCAAUUCUGAAUGCUUUAAGAGGAACAGUGACACAGUUGUACGAUCAACAACCGAUCUAUUUUGGAGCUAAUGAUGCUAAAGUACUUACAAAAGGUCUCUUAGCGACUAUGAAUGAUCAUGCAUGGUAUUCUAAAAAAUUCUUACAUGACUUUCCAUCUGAUUUUCAUUAAUUAAAAAUAAAAUACACAUGAAGCAAAAAUUAAGAGAGACUGUGUAUAUUAAAUUGUUUCUGAUGGUGAUAAAGUUUGUGUUCUAAGUGAUAAAUAUUAAUAUGCUUUUGUAAGCAAUAAGAUUACAUAUCUUCCAACAAUUGUUUCAAGUAUAACUAUUAACUUAAUGUUAAGUAUUUACUGUAAGAAAUAUAUUUCUCAUAGCUGUAUAAAAAUAGACUUUUAUACAAUAAAUCAAGUUAUAAUAGCCA